This is a messenger RNA of Iphiclides podalirius (scarce swallowtail), 231 nucleotides long. Lineage: Eukaryota; Metazoa; Arthropoda; Insecta; Lepidoptera; Papilionidae. The record is from the annotation of a GenBank genome assembly.
AUGCGAGCGUGUCGAGGCCGUGGUCCACGAAUCAGGCGGCCCCGUGGCGGACUCCGCGUGACGUCAACCGACUCCGGGCGCGGAGGGCCUGCGCGCAUGCGACCUUCAGUACUCCCGUUCCACCUUCAGUCGCUCGCACCCCCGCCCGCCAAUACUCUGGCGGCACGGGGGCCCUCCACACGUUUGCCGCUGCAACUUUCGCCUACCCGCGUCGGAGCGGCGUACACCGCC